AUGUCAAUUAGAUCAAUUACAAUGACUACAACCAAAAGAUUUUUAUCAACUAAACAUCAACAAAAUAAGCCAAAACACUUGGUAAAUAUUUCACAAUUUACAAAUGAAGAAUUUUCAAAUUUAAUUAAUAAAGCAUCAAAUUUAAAACAAAUAUAUAAAUCAAAUGAUUCAAGACUUACUAUAGAAAAUCAUCAAAAAUUAUUAGGUAAAUUAGUUGCAUUAUUAUUUUCAAAAAGAUCAACAAGAACAAGAAUUAGUACAGAAGGUGCUGCAUCAUUUUUUGGAGCUCAACCUAUGUUUUUAGGUAAAGAUGAUAUUCAAUUAGGUGUUAAUGAAUCUAUUUUAGAUACAACAAAAGUUAUAAGUUCAAUGACUUCAUGUAUUUUUGCAAGAGUUAAUAAAAAUCAAGAAAUAUUAGAUUUAUGUAAAUAUUCUUCUGUACCAAUUAUAAAUUCAUUAUGUGAUAAAUAUCAUCCUUUACAAGCUAUUGCUGAUUUAUUAACUAUAAAAGAAAAAUUUGGAAAUACAAAGGGUUUAAAAUUAACAUGGAUUGGUGAUGCAAAUAAUGUUAUAAAUGAUUUAGCUAUUGCAAGUUUAAAAAUGGGUAUAAAUGUUUCAGUAUGUAUCCCCAAAUCAAUUAAAUUUGAUCAAGAUGUUGAACAGGAUGCAAUAAGUAUAGCAAAAGAACAAAAUUUAAAUUUUGAAAUUUUAAAUGAUCCAAUAAAAGCUCUUGAAAAUUCAAAUAUAAUAGUAACAGAUACAUGGAUUUCAAUGGGUGAAGAAGAACAAAGAUUACAAAAAUUAAAACAAUUUGAAAAUUUUCAAAUUAAUUCUUCAUUAAUUAAUAAUGCAAAUAUUAAUUCAAAUUGGAUUUUUAUGCAUUGUUUACCAAGACAUCAAGAAGAAGUAAGUGAUGAUAUUUUUUAUAGUGAUAAUUCUGUGGUUUUUCAAGAAGCUGAAAAUAGAUUAUAUGCUGCUAUGGCGGUAAUUGAAGCAUUUGUUAUAAAUAAAGGAGAUUUAUUGAAAUAA
Molecule: messenger RNA, 1029 nt
Organism: Lodderomyces pseudojiufengensis
Lineage: Eukaryota; Fungi; Ascomycota; Pichiomycetes; Serinales; Debaryomycetaceae
Gene: ARG3
Product: ornithine carbamoyltransferase
Exons: 1
Coding region: 1-1029 (342 amino acids)
Biological process (GO): L-citrulline biosynthetic process
Cellular component (GO): mitochondrion
Molecular function (GO): amino acid binding; ornithine carbamoyltransferase activity
Source: RefSeq, a predicted model, not a curated record